AUGGAGGUUGGAAGACGAAGUCAGGAGUUGUUCCGCCGCUGUCUCUCGCCGGUAAAGGCACACCCCUUCCCACCAUCUUCGCUCUCCUGUUUCUUCAUCCCGUCGAGAAGCCAUCACCUUGCUUCCGCCGCUGCUGUCAUUUUCGGCAAGAAAUUAGAGAAGACGAGUGGGAAAAUCAAAGCAAGAAAUGACGAGCGAACCCCACCUCCGCCACUCCACCGGUUUUCUCCGCCAGCGUCGCCACCUCAAGCCUUCCUCCGCAAGCAGCGCCACAGGGUUCGUGUUUGCAAGUUCAUCAAUUUGAAUUGCCUAUCUGCUGUUUGA
This is a messenger RNA of Lactuca virosa, 324 nucleotides long. The record is from the annotation of a GenBank genome assembly. Lineage: Eukaryota; Viridiplantae; Streptophyta; Magnoliopsida; Asterales; Asteraceae.